Doryrhamphus excisus (bluestripe pipefish) is the source of this 2438-nucleotide messenger RNA. RefSeq lists its product as uncharacterized. Gene Ontology annotation, biological process: positive regulation of activated T cell proliferation; positive regulation of cytotoxic T cell differentiation. Gene Ontology annotation, cellular component: plasma membrane. Lineage: Eukaryota; Metazoa; Chordata; Actinopteri; Syngnathiformes; Syngnathidae. Gene Ontology annotation, molecular function: tumor necrosis factor receptor superfamily binding. The record is from RefSeq and is a predicted model, not a curated record.
UUUAUAAACUAAAUUAAACUAAGCUGUGUAUAUGACACCAUUUUGUCUUCUUGUGACACCAUUUUGUCUUCUUGUGACACCAUUUUGUCUUCUUGUUUGCUCUUUUUUUGGCACGAGCUUACAGAACUUUGCGCAACAGGAGUCUCGGAAAGUUUUCACGCCCCCGGAAGAUGCCUCGUGGGAGGCGGCGUGAGAGAAGAGGCGACACGGGAAACCCAUGACUUCCGUGUUUUUUCCUUUUCAGGGUGAAGCAGGAGAGCCGCUAUAAAAGAGUAUAAAAAGACCCGGCUCGGUAGCAUUCUCCUCAAGCAUUUGACCCGGACUGGACUGGACUGUGUGGUGCCGAGAGCCGUUUUUCCGUCAAGGUGGACUUGUUCCUCAGUUGUCCCCAUGUGCGCAUUAUUGGGACAUCGAGCUAAAGACAUGGACAUGGAAUGUCCGGAGAAGAAAUACCGUGGCCGUAGACAGUGUGUGGAUGCGUGCAUGAUGGUGUCCAUCCUGGUCCUGUAUGCGGCCUUUGCUGCUUUGUUGACAGUUUGUGUCACGGUGCUGAUGGAGCAGCGCUCCAAAAUGAACUCAUCUACACAGCAAUUUCAAUUUGGAUCCACGGGACACGCACAGAACCCAGCAUAUAAGAUGCAGAACUUUGCUUUCUUGGAGGCCGUCUCAAGCAAGUUGGUGAACUCCACCAUGCAAUGGGCUCCAGUCCAUUACGGUACCGGGAUGUCUGUCGGAAGCAACUUCCACUUUGACUCCAGUCAACAUUCCCUAAGGCCUCAACGUGAAGGGACUUACUUUCUGUACCUGGACCUCAACCUGACCUGUACUUGCGCCUUUGGGCGCCACUGCAGCGCGGGCCGCCUCAGCGUUCAGGUGGGCGACAAGCUGAGCUGCCAAGUGGAGCUUCCGGAAGGGUCGAUGCCUGAGAGUAAAAGAUGCUGGACAGUGAGUUGGAUGGAUAGCGACACCCGGUUGCUCACUCACAUGAGUGUGCCGAAGAACGGACUGCAGAACUGGAAGCUGGAGCUCAGUGGUUCCAACUUGGGCAUGUUCCUUGUGGACUAAUGUUUCAGAACUCAGCAAGAGCAUCGGAUCAAAGACUUGGUGCUUUGUGGAGGUUACCUGAAAGAAGAGAAGAUGCAAUCAGGAUCACGCUAAAUUAUUCCAAACUAGACACUGAGUGUCUUUUUUGUAAUAAUGUGCAUAUUUAUUGAACAACAUGGGACUAUUUAUGUAUGUCAUAUACGUAUAUGUAUAGUCUCAUUCCAUGUCGAUAACACUACAUUAGUGUUGAUGUGCAAUAUGCUUCAAGUUUAAUUUGAGUUGAAUGUGACUUUGUGUUUUUUUUGUUUUCAUUUUAUAAAUGGAUACAUUAAUACAAGUUCUCAUCUCGAUUCACUGACUUCGCAGUCAAGAUAAGGUUACAGCGACGGAGAAAAACAAGCAAAGAAAGGAGAAGCUGUCUGUUGUGAUGCCGACAUAGAGUGUACAGUAAAUAACUACAGUAAACCUCGGAUAUAUCGGAUUCAAUUGUUCCCACUGGUUUUGUCCGAUAUAAGCGAAAUCCGUUAUAUGCGUAUACCGGAAAAUGUCCGUUUUACGCAUAUAUCGGAUUUAUAUCCGGUAUAUGCGUAAAUCGGAUUUUAUCCGUUAUAAAAAGGCACUUCCUUGACUAUGUUUCCAAUGUACCUGGACUGGGCAAUGAAAAGAGACGUAAGGUAAUGAGAAUUUAACUUUAUUGGACUCUGAGCAUAACAAAUUGUUAAUUAAGCUAGGCCCUGUUACGCCCGUCAGGCCUACGUUAUUUCCAAUAGUGAGGUUAAGAUCUCAUUCACUGCUGUGCUAGUAUUAUUGACGUCACUCACUUUUAUAUUUGUCCUAAAUCUGGAGCCAGGAGAAAGACAAUAGCCAGUGACAUCAACAAGAUUAGCAUAACGAUGCGGCCAUCCGAUAUAUGCCAGGGAAAUUUAAUGGAAAUGCAUUGGAACGGGACUGGAGAUUUUGUCCGAAAUAGGCGAAAUCCGUUAUUAAAAAUCCGAUAUAUGCAAUGAAGUUUUAUUGGAAAUGCAUUACAGAAAAAUCGUUUCUUUUUUAUCUGUCCAUUGUGAGCGAAUUUCCGAUAUAUCCGAGUCCGAUAUAUCCGAGGUUUACUGUAAUAUAUUUUAUUGUAUAGUUUACAAAAUAAGCCGACACACUGCACUUGGAUCCCUGCAAAACUACUCCAGUGGAAAACAGUAAAAAGCAAAACACAGAGUUGAUGAUUAAUAUUUCCUUAUCAACGCCCUGCAGUUGCAGUCUGCUAGAGAGUGGAAGUCGCUGACUUUUACAAUGACGUAAUGAAUGAAUCAACAUCAACCAAACUCAUCCACUGUACUGCAAGGUGUGGAAUUGAAAGCAUGCAAUUUUUUUUAGAAUGUAAGUCCAAUGGACAAAUUACA